This is a messenger RNA of Gossypium arboreum, 697 nucleotides long. RefSeq lists its product as uncharacterized. The transcript has a single exon. Bases 116 to 529 code for a protein of 137 amino acids. NCBI's taxonomy places the organism in Eukaryota, Viridiplantae, Streptophyta, Magnoliopsida, Malvales, Malvaceae. The record is from RefSeq and is a predicted model, not a curated record.
CAGUAAUCUUGUCCCACAUUUACCUCCAAAGCUGUAUAUAUUAGACUUAGUCGUUACCCCUUUUCCCUCCACAAAUCCAAGCUUUAACUAUACUUGUUUCUAAUAUUGAGCAAACAUGGCAGAUAAAAAGGAAGGAGGCAUCGUGAAGAUAGGUCAAGUGGAAGGAAUGAAAAUGGCAGUUUCCAUUUUGAAGGAGUUCGAGCUUCCUGAAGGGCUUCUCCCUUUGGCUAACGUUGUUGAAGUGGGUUACGUGAAGGACACUGGGUACAUGUGGAUUGUGCAAGAGAAGAAGGUGGAGCAUGAGUUCAAGAUGAUCAGCAAGUUGGUGAGUUAUGACACUGACAUCAAUGGCAUUGUCGAGAAGAAAAGGAUCAAGAAACUCAAGGGAGUCAAGGCCAAGGAGUUGAUGUUGUGGGCGCCUGUGAGUGAGAUCACCAUUGAUGAUAAACAACCAGAAAAGAUCCAUUUCAAGAGUCUUGCUGGUAUCACCAAAACUUUCCCCGUCGAGGCUUUUGCUGCUGGCCAGUGAUCCAUUCAUUUAAGUGGUGUGUCAAAUUAAGGUUUAUUUGCAAGUCUUUCUUCAGUAUUAAUGGAACAUGGGAAUGUGAUGAAUAACAUCUUGCUUUACGAAAAGAAAAAUGUAUCCUAAAUCUUGUUUGGUUAAUAUUAAAAUAAAAUGUUAUUCUGAUCAAUAAAA